UUCUUUUAUUACAUUUUAAAUUAGAAAAACUAAUUUAAAAAAGUUAUCUCAUCUCCAUCUUCACCCUUCAGCAUUCUUCACUCUUCUUUCGGUUCCGGCGGUUUCGCAGUCAAGGCUUCCCAAAACCCUCCAAAUACCCUCAUUAGCUCAUUAAUUUUACCAACCAUGGCCACUUCACUCAUCGCUGCCCUUUCUUCAAACCUAAAACUUCCUAUUCUCUCUGCAAUUUCAUCUUCCCCUUCAACCUUUCGACUCCAAACCCAAACCGUUCCAUUUUCUAACUCCCCCUUCAAAAUUCAGACCCUCUGGCUCAAUCCCACAAGAAAUUGUAAUGUGUUAUCGCAUAAUCGAAGUGGGUUUUUGAUUUCGAGGAAAUUGGAAUCUUUUACCGUCUUUGCUGCAGAUUCUGAAGCUCAAAGUGAUGAUAGAGAGGAGAGUACUCUGCCUGAACGGUUCAGGUACUUGACCAAAGAAGCUCCUGAUCCUCCUGUGAGGUGGCCUUUCUUCGUGGCUCUACCAUUUCUUCUCUAUGCGUGGAGAGCAGUCUUGUUUGAACUUGGUAACUGGAGAAAGAUUGUUGUUAGCCUCUUUAGCUUUGUGGCAUCAAUAUUGAAAGGUGCCUUGGCCCUCAUCCUCUAUGUUAUUGGAGAUCCUAUCACUUCUAUGAUAAGAGGCAUUGAGACAGCUUUCUACACGAUUCGAUCAUUCUACUCGAGCAUAGUUGCAUAUGCUCCGAUUCCUGAACUGACCACAAUAAUCGUACUAGCCUCAGCCAUGCUUGCAAUAUCAGAAGCCAGUGCCCCUGAUUCCGUCAGCAGUCAACCGUAUCUUCUAACAUUAUCAGGCCUUGCUGGCUACUUAGCUGUGCGAGGUUACAUUUCCGAGCCUUUCUUCUGGACAAUUCUGUUGUGUGUAUACGGUUACUCCAGCUUUGUCAAAAAGAGAAAUGACGUAACUUCUGCGUUACCUGCUGCUGUUGUGUUUGCUGCCAUUGGAGAACCAUGGGUAAGAAUCUUGGCUAUGGGUUCAUUUCUGGCUUUGGCCAUUACUCACCAUUGGAAGAAGCUUUCACAAGGAAAGAAGGAGGAUGAAGAUGAAAAGGGUGUGUAUCGGUGGGAUGUUCCCUUGCCUCUUUUGGGUGUAGCUUUAGCUAUUGGAAUUCAUGCUGCUGCCAAAUGGGCUGGAUAUAGGCACUUAACAUGGAUGAUUGUAUGAAUACAAACACUUCAAUUUUGAUUUUAGCUUUCACAAGGAUAUUGAUUUCAAAGAAGAGAAACUCUCUAAUUUAUCAUUCAAUGUAUAUUUUAAAAUUUUCUGUC
Cucumis melo (muskmelon) is the source of this 1319-nucleotide messenger RNA. RefSeq lists its product as uncharacterized. The coding region runs from base 166 to 1215 and encodes 349 amino acids. NCBI's taxonomy places the organism in Eukaryota, Viridiplantae, Streptophyta, Magnoliopsida, Cucurbitales, Cucurbitaceae. The record is from RefSeq and is a predicted model, not a curated record. The transcript has 2 exons.